Propithecus coquereli (Coquerel's sifaka) is the source of this 2342-nucleotide messenger RNA. It is a transcript of the gene CAPN7, whose product is annotated as calpain 7. The record is from RefSeq and is a predicted model, not a curated record. Lineage: Eukaryota; Metazoa; Chordata; Mammalia; Primates; Indriidae. The coding region runs from base 1 to 2220 and encodes 739 amino acids. The transcript is spliced from 21 exons. Gene Ontology annotation, biological process: proteolysis. Gene Ontology annotation, molecular function: calcium-dependent cysteine-type endopeptidase activity.
AUGGACGCGACGGCGCUGGAACGGGACGCCGUGCAGUUCGCCCGCCUGGCGGUGCAGCGCGACCACGAGGGCCGCUACCCUGAGGCUGUGUUUUACUACAAGGAAGCUGCACAAGCCUUAAUUUAUGCUGAAAUGGCAGGAUCAAGCCUAGAACGUAUUCAGGAAAAAAUAAAUGAGUAUCUGGAAAGAGUUCAAGCUUUACAUUCAGCAGUUCAGUCAAAGAGUGCUGAUCCUUUGAAAUCAAAACAUCAGUUGGACUUAGAGCGUGCCCAUUUCCUUGUUACACAAGCUUUUGAUGAAGAUGAAAAAGAGAAUGUUGAAGAUGCUAUAGAAUUAUAUACAGAAGCUGUGGAUCUCUGUCUGAAAACCAGCAGAAGCAUUGAAGCAGAAGCAUUGAGUGAGCCUUUGACAAAGCCAUUUUGUAAAAUCAAGUCAACGAAUAUUAAACCAAAGCCACCUCCAACAAGAGCACAUUUUCCACUAGGAACUAAUCCCUUCCUUGAAAGACCUCAGCCAUUUAUAAGUCCACAGUCAUGUGAUGCACAAGGACAGAGGUACACAGCAGAAGAAAUAGAAGUGCUCAGGACAACAUCAAAAAUAAAUGGUAUAGAAUAUGUUCCUUUUAUGAGUGUUGAUCUGAGAGAACGUUUUGCCUAUCCAAUGCCUUUCUGUGCCAAGCACAGCACCUGGCACAAAACAAUAGUAUCGGAUUGUUCCUUUGUGGCAUCAUUGGCUAUUAGUGCAGCUUAUGAAAGACGAUUUAAUAAGAAGUUGAUUACCAGCAUAAUUUACCCUCAGAAUAAGGAUGGUGAACCAGAGUACAAUCCGUGUGGAAAAUAUAUGGUAAAACUUCACCUCAAUGGUGUCCCAAGAAAGGUAAUAAUUGAUGACCAGUUACCUGUUGAUCAUAAGGGAGAAUUGCUUUGUUCUUAUUCCAACAACAAAAGUGAAUUAUGGGUUUCUCUCAUAGAAAAAGCAUACAUGAAAGUCAUGGGAGGAUAUGAUUUCCCAGGAUCCAACUCAAAUAUUGAUCUUCAUGCACUGACUGGAUGGAUACCAGAAAGGAUUGCUAUGCAUUCAGAUAGCCAAACUUUCAGUAAGGAUAAUUCUUUCAGAAUGCUUUAUCAAAGGUAUCUAUUUAAGGAAUUUCCUGGGAUCAUCAUUGUUAUGUUAUUUUUGCCUUCUGGAUUGCGAUUUAUCCAAUUGAAAAAUCCUUGGAGUCAUUUACGUUGGAAAGGAAGAUACAGUGAAAAUGAUGUAAAAAACUGGACUCCAGAGUUGCAAAAGUAUUUAAACUUUGAUCCCCGGACAGCUCAGAAAAUAGACAAUGGAAUAUUUUGGAUUUCCUGGGAUGAUCUCUGCCAGUAUUAUGAUGUGAUUUAUUUGAGUUGGAAUCCAGGUCUUUUUAAAGAAUCAACAUGUAUUCACAGUACUUGGGAUGCUAAGCAAGGACCUGUGAAAGAUGCCUAUAGCCUGGCCAACAAUCCCCAGUACAAACUGGAGGUUCAGUGUCCACAAGGGGGCGCUGCAGUUUGGGUUUUGCUUAGUAGACACAUAACAGACAAGGAUGAUUUUGCAAAUAAUCGAGAAUUUAUCACAAUGGUUGUAUACAAGACUGAUGGGAAAAAAGUUUAUUACCCAGCUGACCCACCUCCAUACAUUGAUGGGAUUCGAAUUAACAGCCCUCAUUAUUUGACUAAGAUAAAGCUGACCACACCUGGAACCCAUACCUUUACAUUGGUUGUGUCUCAAUAUGAAAAACAGAACACAAUUCAUUAUACAGUCCGGGUAUAUUCAGCAUGCAGCUUUACUUUUUCGAAGAUUCCUUCACCAUACACUUUAUCAAAACGGAUUAACGGAAAGUGGAGUGGUCAGAGUGCUGGAGGAUGUGGAAAUUUCCAAGAGACUCACAGAAAUAAUCCCAUCUACCAAUUCCAUGUAGAAAAAACUGGGCCAUUACUGGUUGAGCUACGAGGGCCAAGGCAAUAUAGUGUUGGAUUUGAGGUCGUAACAGUUUCUAUGGUGGGAGAUCCUGGUCCCCAUGGCUUUCCAAGGAAAUCUAGUGGUGACUAUAGGUGUGGGUUUUGCUACCUGGAAUUAGAAAAUAUACCUGCUGGGAUCUUCAAUAUCAUUCCCAGUACUUUUUUGCCUAAACAAGAAGGACCUUUUUUCUUGGACUUUAAUAGUAUUAUCCCCAUCAAGAUAACACAACUUCAGUGAUGGAGAAAUCUCAGAAAUUACUGGAUUUUAUAUUUACCAAACAUCAACUCUUUAACUGAGGACACAGAUCUUCAGGACAGUAAACACAAGACUCAGAAUGGAAUUAAAUCUCUUAAAACAUG